CGCCUAGCGCCCGCCUAGAAACCGCCUAGCGACCGCCUAGCAGCCUAGCGCCCGCCUAGCCGGUUGACUGAAAGUUUGAAACCCGAAAUUGAAAAAAUUUAGCUGCAAAUUGGAGCUUGAGACUGGGAAGCCGAAGCAGUGAAGCACAAGUCAGGUCCAUAGAAGAAGAGAUCAUGAGACUCUUAAUUCAUCUAAUUCCAUUCCUCCCCCUGUUUCCCGCCUUAUUCUCUUCUCUCUUGGCUCUCUCCCAAACGACAUGUUCACCUCACCACACCGACGACAACUCCUCCCAGAGUUUGCUUGGUUAUUUUCUCAUUUCUGUCACAACUGCUCUUGAAAGAGCCACCGAGGAAAAAUCCUUACUACUAAAUAAGAUUCGAGACAUAAAUGAAGUAUCAAGACAGGAGGUGGAUGAAAUUAUCAAUAUGUUUGCUCGGCAAGUUUGUGUUUCAUCAUCUGACAAUAUUCAGAAAAGGGUGCUCUUUAGUUCAGUGAUACUCACCCAUCUCUAAAAAAUAGCUGAGGUCAUGAGAGUGCUUGUUGAUGAAGAGCAUUUGGGUUGGAAUAAAGUGUGGGACAUUGCUUGCAACUGGCUCGCGAGCAUAUGCAGCAGAUCCUGACCUUCAACAAGAAUGGAUGAUGGUAAAGAAGGUUAACAAAAUGAGGCUCGCUGAGUGCAUUGAAGCAAUGAGUGGUGUGAAGGUUAGUUUAGAUGCAAUGUUUGAUGUGCACACAAAGCGAAUACACGAGUACAAAAGGCAGCUGCUUAAUAUACUUGGCAUUAUCCAUCGAUAUGACUGUAUCGAGAACGUGGAGAAAAGUCAAUGGCGUAAGGUUGUACCUCAUGUCUGCAUUAUUGGGGGAAAAGCUGCUCCCGGUUAUGAGAUUGCCAAGAAGAUUAUCAAACUUUGUCAUGCUGUCGCAGAAAAAAUAAAUAGUGACACUGAUGUCGGAGAUCUUCUGAAGUUGGUUUUUAUUCCUGAUUAUAAUGUAUCUGUUGCUGAAUUGGUAAUACCUGGGGCUGACCUUUCACAGCAUAUAAGUAAACUUUGCAGCAUCUAAAUUUGAUGGAACCCCAAAAAACACAAUCUUUCAAAAUACAAAAUCCUGAGCGCUUCAGCUUUUGGGUAACUUUAUAUCUUGCUUCUUUAUCAAACUGGCGUCCUCAUGAAACGUUGGAUGUCCUACGCUUUCGAGAUACAAGAGAGGUAUUGCACUUUUCUCCCCUCUUCACAUUGGGAAUUUCAGGCGCAAGUGGGUAUGGUAUAUGUAAGAAUGAGAUGCUACUUCUCAUCUAACACAUGUUGUUUGAAAUCUCAUUUAGAAUAGUUUGAAUAUCAAUGCCAUUUGACAUCUGAUACCUUCAAUUUAUUUCAAAACAGAGCUUCAAACUUCUCUUUGUUGUUUUGUUAGACUGUUUUGUAUCCAAUAUCUCAUCUGCGGAGAAUACAACAUGGACUAAGAUAUCCUAGAGCAGAAGAGCAGGGUUGUCAAGUGCAAUGAGAAAAGGGCUGUAAUUGGGUUUAGUUCAUAAUUAGGAUGGAUACAUUUUAGAAAGUAAAUUCUUAUACAAGCAAUUUUCUACUAUGAAAUUCAACAUUCUUUGAUCCACAAAAUGUUGGCGGAU
Prunus avium (sweet cherry) is the source of this 1627-nucleotide messenger RNA. RefSeq names its product alpha-glucan phosphorylase 2, cytosolic-like. The record is from RefSeq and is a predicted model, not a curated record. Gene Ontology annotation, molecular function: pyridoxal phosphate binding; glycogen phosphorylase activity. Gene Ontology annotation, biological process: glycogen catabolic process. Gene Ontology annotation, cellular component: cytoplasm. Lineage: Eukaryota; Viridiplantae; Streptophyta; Magnoliopsida; Rosales; Rosaceae.